Messenger RNA from Aspergillus fumigatus Af293, 2883 nucleotides. RefSeq names its product small nucleolar ribonucleoprotein complex subunit Utp14, putatrive. The record is from RefSeq and is a predicted model, not a curated record. Gene Ontology annotation, biological process: rRNA processing. Gene Ontology annotation, cellular component: small-subunit processome; nucleolus. Lineage: Eukaryota; Fungi; Ascomycota; Eurotiomycetes; Eurotiales; Aspergillaceae.
AUGCCUCGCAGACAAACUCAGUUGCGGGGUCCAAAGGACAAGGACCCGUCUUCCAAAAAACCGGCACCCAAAAAGAACACUGGGAAAAAAGCACUGAAUGCGCUGUCAAUCGCAGAAAGCCAAGUAACCGAUAAAUUAGGAGUAAGGCGCAACCGCUUAGGCAAGAUCCAUGACCCUUCCAAGCGCAAACGGAACCCCAACCGUGAUAUGGACGACUCGGAUGGCCCUGAUAACAAACGGCGUCGAUUUGGGGGUGAUGAUGAAUCAGAACUGAGCAGUAAUGCCGGCAGUGACGGGGAAGGACACAGAUGGAGAUUGGGCCAAGUUGACAGCGAUGACGACGAAGAGUUGGACAGUGACGAGGCCUUGGGCACAAGCGACGAAGAACGCUUUGAGGGCUUUACGUUUCGCGGAAGCUCGACAACCAAUGCCGGGUCGAAACCGAAACCAAAGAAAUCCAAACGCGUGCGCGAAAUCAACCUAGACGAGGAUGUCGAGGAAUCAGAGGAGGAAGACGAAGAUAUGGACGAAGAUGACGAUCUUGGAGAGGAUGCCAUCGAUCUUACUACUGCCUGGGAUCUGAAUACAGCUGAGGAGGAGAAGGAAAAGGCAGCCGCAUCUAAAAAGAAGCAGGCUGAACCGGAUGAGUCGGAGGAAUAUGACUCGGAUAGCGAAGAGAACGACGAUGGAUCUGACGAGGAAAGCGGGCUAUCAAUGUCAGGUGACGAGGCUGAAGUAGAUGAGCAUGGUCUUUCGAAACUACAGAGCUUCGUCAAUGCCUUGGAGCCAGAAUCUACGAACAAGCCAUCUCGGAGAGCAGGAGGCGCGCAAGAGCACGCGAAGCCUACGGAAUACGGACUGACCUCGUCACGAAAGCUUACUGUUGCCGACCUCUUGCCCUCCAUCACCGACUCCCGUCUAAAGAGCUCAUUAAAACAUGUUGACGCGACCCCGUCUUCUCACAAGCAGUCAUCUGGAAUACCUGGUAAACUGGAUGCGCCCCUGGCAAAACGUCAACAAGAUCGGCUGGACCGAGCAGCAGCAUACGAAAAGAGCAAAGAGACAUUGAACCGCUGGCUCGAGACUGUCAAGGCUAAUCGACGAGCGGAACACCUGAUGUUCCCUCUACCUGACCCCGAUGCCCAGCAAAUACAUCGAAUCGGCCCUACGAAGCCGCAGACGGAUCUCGAAGCUACGAUUCACAAUAUCCUGGUUGAAAGUGGUCUUGCGGAUCCGAGCGGCAAAUCCACUGAGGAGCAGGUUCAGGAAUUUGAGGAGCUUCAGGCACGAAAGUUGCCUAUUGAGGAAAUCAGAGCUCGUCGAGCAGAGUUGCGCAAGCAACGAGAUUUGCUCUUCCGUGAAGAAGUACGGGCCAAGCGAAUCAAGAAGAUCAAAAGCAAGUCGUAUCGCCGUGUGCAUCGCAAGGAGCGCGAGCGUCUACAGCAGCAGGAAAGACAAGCUCUUCUGGAAGCUGGCGUGGACUUGGAGGAGGAAGAUCGAGAGAUGAAUGAGCGCCGCCGAGCUGAGGCUAGAAUGGGCGCCAAACUCAAGGAUAGCAAGUGGGCAAAGAGCCUCAAACAGACUGGCCGUACCGCUUGGGACGAGGACGCUCGACGCGGUGCAGCAGAGCAGGCCCUGAAGGAAGAAGAGCUGCGGAGGAGAAUUGAAGGGAAGAGUGUUUCCCGAGCGGAUGAGGAUUACCUGGGUUCCUCCAGUUCAGAGUCGGAAGACGAAGAUCCUUGGGCAGAAGAUGCAGGCUCGGAUGCUGAGAAGCAGAAACUACGCAAGAAACUUGAGGGGCUGGAGAGGGAUGAUGUGGAUGCCUCAGAGAUAACUGGUCCACAUGCAAAACUUUUCUCCAUGAAAUUCAUGCAGAACGCAGAGGCUGCACGCAAAGCCGAGAAUGAUGCUGAAAUUCGACGACUCAACCGAGAACUCCGCGGCGAAGAAGAGUCGCAGUCUGAAGCAGAGUCUGAGGUUGGUCGGCGUAAAUUCGGUCAGUCUCAGGAUGACAAAUCUGGCAAGGACAUGAAACAAAAAUCGUUGCCCAGGACUGAGUUUGAAGAGGCGCCAGGUUCCGAUGAUGAGGCCGACGCCGCGCCUGAUCAAGAGGUCGGCAUUGUCGUCAAUCAGUUUAACAAGAAGAAAUCAUCUGAGCGCUCGGGAAAGCCCCAGAGUGCGCGGCCAUCUGGUGGCGCACCUGAGCAAAAGGCGACUACUAUAGAAGAGGAGAAUCCUUGGCUAGUGACAAAACGAAACAACCGUCGCGCAACAGCGGAUGAUUCACAGCAGAUCAUCGAUGCCACUCUUGGCGCCGAGACAGUCGAGGCUCCUAAGAAACAGAAGGAUAAGCCGAUUGUCAGCUCUACAUUAGGCCAAGCCGAGGACGACAAUGGCAGCGAUGACGAGGAGAGUGUGCCAGUCCUGCUCAAGAAUCAUGAUCUUGUGAAGAGAGCGUUCGCUGGAGAUGAGGUAGUCCAAGAGUUCGAGCAAGACAAGCUCGAAACCAUCGAAGAGGAGGGUGACAAGGUCAUCGACGAGACCCUUCCUGGAUGGGGCAGCUGGACCGGUCAAGGAGUCAGCAAGAGGGAGCAAAGGCGACAGAAGAAGGUCCUGACCAAGGUUGAAGGUGUCAAGCCUGAGAACCGAAAGGAUGCAAAGCUUUCUCGGGUCAUUAUCAACGAGAAACGCAUCAGGAAGAACACCAAGUAUAUGGCGACUCAACUUCCUCAUCCUUUCGAGACCAAGGCACAGUACGAAAGAUCAUUGCGCCUCCCCAUUGGCCCUGAAUGGUCUACCAAGGAGACAUUGCAAAACGCAACCAAGCCUCGCGUGAUGAUCAAACAGGGCAUCAUCAAGCCGAUGGAGAAGCCCAUGAUUUAA